Messenger RNA from Rotaria sp. Silwood1, 204 nucleotides. The record is from the annotation of a GenBank genome assembly. Lineage: Eukaryota; Metazoa; Rotifera; Eurotatoria; Philodinida; Philodinidae.
AUGGGUGAUGCUCCAUUAAAAUAUCUUCCACCAAAAUAUGUUACCGAAACACAAACAACAUUUAUUGAAGAUAAACAAAAUGAAGAUGAACAAAUUGGUGAUGAUAUUGAAAUAAUUCCAAUAAAUAUUAUUCCAAAUGAUUUUGUUCAAUUAGAUUUAAAUGAAUGCAAUGAAAAGUCAAAUAUAGUUUGGUUUCUUAUUUAA